This is a messenger RNA of Osmia bicornis bicornis, 5637 nucleotides long. It is a transcript of the gene atk, whose product is annotated as protein artichoke. The coding region runs from base 129 to 4667 and encodes 1512 amino acids. The transcript has 10 exons. Gene Ontology annotation, molecular function: protein binding. The record is from RefSeq and is a predicted model, not a curated record. NCBI's taxonomy places the organism in Eukaryota, Metazoa, Arthropoda, Insecta, Hymenoptera, Megachilidae.
GACGGAACUCGUGUCAUCUGGACUGGAACAUAUUUAACUGCACGUUCUUGGAAAAAUGAUGGAAAUCGUCAUCAUCGAUAAAAUGGAGAACAGGUGUUCGAGGUCUUAGACCAAGGUCCAAAUGCGCGAUGGUUGAAUCAGUGGGGGUUGGAGGCCUCCUCUUGACCAGCUGGUUUCUGGUACUGUUUCCAAUUGGUACCAGCAGCCAGCUUAGUUCAGAGUACGGUUGUCCUGCUCAGGAGAGGAUUCUACCUUGCAGAUGUUCCACUCGUGACAUGGAGAUUCAAAUAUGGUGCAGUCAUAGCGAGUUACCAAAAGUCCUCGAAGGUUUAAAAGCAGUGAGCCAUUAUCUGGAUCGACCUGUAGACGAAUUGAUCCUGGAGAACAAUAAUCUACCUAGUCUACCUGGCAAAGUCUUCGCCACUUUGCGCGUUCUUCGUCUGAUGCUCCGGAAUAAUCGUCUGGAAAGGGUGUCCCCCGGAUGGUUAGAAGGUCUCCACGAUUCCCUGUUAGAAUUAUUCAUCGUGGAACCAGAUUUACGCUCCCUGCCGAUAGACAGCCUGGAGAACCUUCAAGGUCUCGAGGCUGUUACCUUGCAGAGCAGAGUGAUGAAGAAACUGCCGAAAUUCUCUGGGCUUCCGAAACUUCGUUACCUGCAGAUUAAUUCCCCAGCUCUGCUGGAGUUGGCGCCAAGAAAUUUUCGGGAUUUGCCCGGUUUGGAACAGCUUCAUGUGUUUGGCAGUCCACGUCUGAUACGUCUGGAGGCGGGUCUCUUCAGGGCGCUACCUCGGUUAGAAUUGAUUAAUAUCACCGACUGCGGUGUCCAUUGGGUUCAUCCUCGAGCGUUCAUAGAUCUCCCGGAACUGAAGGAAAUUUCUGUGGUCGGGAACUCGAUAGUGGAUGCUGGAAUGAUCGGUCGAGCCUGCGUGGAUCUGCCUUCGCUUUCGAUGAUACGGCUCGAUCGAAAUCGUAUCAAUCGCCUGAACGAAGGAGCCUUCAUGGAUCUACCGGUCCUGACUCGUCUCUAUUUGUCGAGGAAUCAUAUCACCGAGGUGUUCGCCGGAGCGUUUCAAAGAAUGCCAGCCUUGAAGACCCUGGAUCUUAAUCACAAUCUAAUACACCGUGUGCAUCCGGAAUUUUUCCCUCGCAGACCUGGAAACAGCCUGGAGGAGAUGUGGUUGAUUAACAACGACCUCAGUCACGUGGCUGAGCUGAGAUCCAUAAUGGAAGCUCUGCCCAGGUUGAAAUUCCUCGACGUUAGUUACAAUCAAAUCGAGGAGAUACCAUUCGGAGCGCUCAGGGGUCAUCUCACUUUGGAGAGGCUUCACCUUGAUCACAACAGAGUAGCCUUUCUGCAGAGGGAGACCUUCACCGCGAUGCCCGCUCUUAGGGAACUCAGAUUGAAGAAUAAUUCUUUGUCGAAUUUAUUGGAGGCGCCGUUCUGGAACUUGCCAGCAUUGAAAGGCCUGGAUCUAUCAGAGAAUUACUUCCGCCACGUAGAACCUCGUCUCUUAGCCAACCUCCCAAGUCUGAGACGCUUAGAUCUAAGCGGAAACGCGGUUGGUCUCAUAGAACCUGAUUCCUUCCUGGCUACUCCAGCCCUGGAGCACGUGAACCUUUCCGGAAACGCGCUCUCCGUUCUUCAUCCCCUAACGUUCCAUCAUUUGAACAAUCUCUACGAGUUGGACGUUGGUUGGAACCGAAUGUUGGAGAUAGUCCCUGGUCUACCAAGAAACAUAGAACAUUUAUACAUGCCUAUGAAUCGUAUAGUAGUUCUACCAGCUCUAUCCUCUCAAGAUCUUGAUCUACCCGUUCUAAGAUCGUUGGAUCUCAGCGCGAAUGGAAUCGAGAGGAUACCACCGGGUAGCCUGGCCGAUUUACCAAAUCUGAGGAAAUUGAACUUUGGUUAUAACUCUCUGCGAAUUCUGGAGGAUGGAGCGUUCGAUGGAUUGUCCAGAUUGGAACAAUUGGAUCUGAAGUACAACAGACUGGUGACUAUUCAUGGAAGAAGCUUCAAACCACUUAGAUCGUUGAUGGAUUUAAGUCUGCGGGGCAAUCGUUUGGAGGUUCUCCGACCGGAUAUCUUUCAGGAAAACGUUAGAUUGCAGAGGCUGGAUCUCAGUAGGAAUAAUCUUGCCCAGAUACCUCACGUGACAUUUUCCAACACCAGGGACCUUCGUGAACUGUACGCGUCGCACAACACUUUGACCGAGUUACCCGGAUCGUUGCACGGCUUAACAGCUCUUCAGGUACUAGACCUGAGCUUCAACAAGCUGAACAUCCUGUCGCCGGAAACGCUGAGCAGCUUGUCGGCCUUGCUCGAACUGAAACUCGUGAGGAAUCGUAUCCGCGAGCUACGGGAGGGUGCGUUCGAUGGUUUGCCACGAUUAACGCUGAUCGAUCUCGAAAAUAAUGACUUGAGAAUCAUCGAGAGGAAUGCUAUCAGAGCUCUACCGGAACUUCAAGCCAUUCGACUCGGAAAGAACCGAUUACAGAUAAUUCCUAGCGGGGCUUUCACCGAGCUACCAUUACUUCAAAGCGCGGAAAUUCAGGAAAAUCGGAUCCAGGAAAUUGCGAGCAACGCAUUCAUUAACGUGCCUCACCUUCUCUUCCUGAAUCUGAGUCACAAUCACUUGCCAGCGUUGGAUUACGUGGGACUCGAGAGCUUGCGUUCCUUGGAGGUUCUGGAUUUGAGCAACAAUAGACUGUCCAGGGUGUCCAGUAAUAGUUUGGCAUCCAUGGAGUGGUUGGUUGAAUUGAAAAUGGACAACAAUCGGAUCUGCGCCAUUCAAGGCUCGCCUUUCGAUCAGAUGCCAAGACUUCGGGUUCUCAGUUUGAGAAGCAAUCGAAUGGCUUCCGUAUCGGAAACGGCGUUCAAAAGAUUGCGAUCGAACAUCGCUGUUUUGGACAUCGACGGAAAUCCACUUUCGUGCUCUUGCGGAAUGUUGUGGUUGCGAGGGUGGUUGCAGCAGGCAUCCUCCGAGGGUCCAAGGUGUGCCGAUGGAUCUUUGUUCAAAGAAAUUCGAUUGUCUCGCCAGGAUUGUCAAAGAGAACGACAGAUCGAUCCGAUUCACCCUGGCUGCGAGGCUGAGCUGAUCGAUUCUGCACCUUACCCUGUUUCCUCUUCCAUAUAUGGAGCAACAGAAAUGGUACCCCUUCGCUUGAACCUAAAAGAGCCAUCCGUGGAGAAUCCUCCCAACCCUCAGGAUUUUGAUUACCUCGACGAGUAUCCUGAAGAAACGAUGAAUAUAUCAACGUCCACGCAAACCGCGAUUACUAUACCACCAGAAAUUGUACAAAUGACCCAAACAACAGAGAAAGUUCAGUUACAAACGAACGGUACCAUUCCAAUAAAGAAGAACCCUCUGAUGCCUCCUUCCCCUAGCAGUUCCGGUUUCACCUUCUUCGGUGUGCCUUUGCCUAGUUUGAAUUUUAACCUUUGGGGAAAUUCGGGGAGGAAAUCGGAGAGGAAGAAUUCCGAAAGACCCGGAAGAGGACGGUAUAGAACGUUUCCACCCACGGAACCAGAGAUCCACAGGGGUGGUUUUGUUCCUCUGCCUCGAGGACAGGGUGGUUUCGUGCCGAUCCCUGAUCCAAGAUUAACUUACGAGAGACAGGUUAAUAAAAAUGAAAGUUUGAGAGGUCAGAAUUCUAAUAUCACGCAGGAGGAGCGGAAGCGAUGGAAAAAUGGAAAUGGUACUGUGGUGAAGGUUGAAAGGACUCAUCCUAGGACAAACAAACCCAAGGUGGAAAUUAAAGAGAGGGAAGAAUUGUCCACGGUGGCAGCCAAUCAGCCUGAUUCUCGAUGGCAAAUGCCUGGAGUUAAAAAAAGCAGUACUUCUUCCAUAAAUUCAACGAGAACGUUAGAUUCCAGCACUGCAGCUGAUGAAUCUCCUCAAGAAGCGAACGAAACAACAGCGUCUUUAGAGAUUCAUGAUGAUGACCCUUCAGAGGCGAACAAAAAAUCAAUUAAAGUGGAAGAGAAGUCGCAAGAAGUCGCGAGUAGAAUAGUGUGGACCACCCCUGGAACCAUGCUGGAGACUACGAAAGAUGAUUUGGUUAUAGAAUCAUCCACAAAUGUGAUGAAAAAUGAGAAAAGUAGGUUUUGGGACUCUGAGGCAGUUGAAUUGCAAGAAACUUCCACCAUAGAUCCUCGAAACGAAUCUAUAGGUACAAAUACAGAUGAUUCUAGUAGCGUUGUAACAGAACGAUCACCUUUUCAUUCAUCCUUCUUAGAGAAUAAAAAGAAAUCUUCGACGUCUCAGUUGCCCCGAGAAACAGAAGCAUCAGCUCUUUCAGCGUUUCUGGUUCCAGGAGGUCAGGUACCUUCUUCAGUACCAAAUUUGCGUCCAUUAGGUAGGCCAACGAUCACGAAGGUUCCUUCGCCACGUAUCGGUCUCUCGGCUGAAGACGAGAAACAGAAGUCCGUGGCUGAAGCUGUUCAACGAAACGUGAAAGACGAAGAGAAGAACAUCGAGAAAGACGGAUCUUCAAACGAAAAUGCUGAAGUCAUCGAAGACAAUUCGUUCAAUUGGUACUUUCAGCAUUACAAUGACACGAAUUUAGAACCCUUUGUAGGUAUUGCUUACAGCGAAGGUGCGAAGACAAGUGCGCGUCGAUGGACUUUAUUGGGUCAAAUGUGUCUUAUUUUGUACACUGUAGUAUAAAAGAAAAAACAUGGAUGAUUAAGUGUUUUCAACAAUUAAUUUAUUAAAUAAGUAAUACUUAAAUUCUUCUUACUCCAUUCAUUUUUUAGAAAGAAGAACUAAGGCAUUCUGUAAGUACUUCAUGGAAGAUGAGUCAAGUGAUCUAUUGAUUAGAACAAGUUUGCAAAUUAAUGUGCAAUUUAGGAUUUUUUUAGUUAAACAGAAGUGUAGAGGAAGAAGUAUUUCGCCAUUUGCCUUGUUUGCACAUAUCUUCCUUAGGUGAAGACAAGAGGUCGUAGAUUAGGCUCUUCUCGUCUCUCCUAGGGUUUUCUCUAAAUUCUCCCCAAACCAAAAGCAAAUGGCGAUUGAUUUCUCAUCUUAAACUUCCCCUUAACUAAAAAAAGCUCCCACUGCACCCAAAUAUCCGUAAAUUACAAAGAAAUGCACGAUCAAUAAGGUGCAAUUAAUUUUGAUUUUCAUAGAUCCUUCGUGUGGCAAUGAAAAAUAAAUAAAAUCAUGAAUUCAAUGAUCGAGUUUUUUGUUGUUUUUAUUAAUAACGUAGUGUAUUAUUUAUGAAAGCUUAAGUUCUUUAGAAAAUAUGUCUGUAAUAUCUAAAAAUGUAUACGUUAUUGAGAAUCUUAUGUGGUAUCCUCGAUGUUCUUUAGAAAAUUUUGAUACAUUCAAGUGAACCGUGAAUGAUUACUGAACAAUGCUUGAUUUAGAUAAAAAUCACCAAAUUAUUAUCGAUGACGAUACAUUAUAUAAAAGUUACGGGCAGUUUGAAGCAGUUGCUCAUUCCUAACGAUAGGAGGGAACGAUUAUCAGUAAACACAAUCACUAUGUUAUGCCAUGUAAAAAUUACUUUACACUAAAAUUUGUGAUAAUUCUGUAAUGUGUUUACUAAAUAGAUCUUUAUAUACCGCAGUUCACCAGAGUCCAUAACUGCGAAAAGACCAAUUUUCGUUCUUCGCGCAUCUCCAGUGCGCAUCUU